UCACACACAUGAUGGGUGCCGAAAAUCUGAUGGGACUCGUGGUCGCCGCUCUGCUCCUUCCAGGUGUGGGCGGGGCGGAGCACACCCUCUUUCACUACGCCCCUGUCGGCGAUGACGUCACUCUGCCGUGUGGCGACGUGCCUCGGCGGGACUGCUCCUCGGUCUCGUGGAGCUUCUACAAGGGCGGCGACGUCAGGUACACCCAGGAGGUCCUCAGGGGCACGGUGAGUGAGAAGUCGGACAAAGCCAGCCGCUUGUCCGUCUCGUCCAACUGCUCCCUCCGUGUCCGGGACCUGAGGGCCGGGGACGCCGGCUCCUACCUGUGUGACCAGCACGGGGACGGCGGCACGCAGAUAAACGUGUACCUCUCCCUGCUCUCCAUCUCGUCACCCAGCCGGGUCACCGACCUGACGCCCGGCGGAAACCUUGUCCUCAGCUGCUUCCUCUUCUCCUACUACAAUGCUGGCAUGUGCAAGGGCUACUCCAGCCUCGGCUUCAGCCUCAGCUGGCUGGACGAGGACGGUGCCGCACUGCAGAACAACAGCAGGUAUGAGCUCAUCCAGGGCUCCAGCUGCAAUGUCACUCUGGCUGUGAGGCUCCAGCAGGAAGACAACAACAGAAAGUGGAGGUGCCAGAUGCACAGCAGCACAGAAAACCACGUGAUGACGCUCCUGGACUUCAGAUCCACCUUUGUGUUCCAGAGUCCUGUCUCUGAUCCGACUGUGAGCCCGUCCAGCCCCGAGCCCCCCGCGGCCCAGCUGCCCAUCAGCCGCAUCGUGCUGUGUGCAGCUCUGCCGGUCAUGAUAGUGAUCGUGGCCGUCUUCACGUGGAGAACCGACCGCAAGAGGGGCCGAGAGUUUGCAAAAGCCAUUGAGUUUCAAGAGAUUAAAUAACUGCUUCUGGCCACAUUAAAUGUCUUUUGUCUCGGUGUCAGGUUAGCUACCGUCACAGCUAUGAGCAAUGAGCAGCAAGCAGCAGUAGUAGCAGUAGUAGUUGUUGUAUAAGGCAAGAAAAGGAAAGGGAGUUUUAUUUAUUUACAUUUCAUUCAGUGUAUAUUCAAGGUUCUGUACAGAGAAGAAUUAAAUUACAAUAUUGCAUAAAAAAAAAAACAAUAAAGGUGAAAUAAAUAAAUAAAAAUUCUUCUCUAAGUAUAGUAACUUUAAUACCACCAGCCCCCUCUCUGUGAGCAUAGCAGUUUUAGGACCAGCCUCAUCUCUGUCACAUUUACUGUGAUAAUUCCUGUAUGAACUGACAUUUUAGCCAGACGGUGCAAGCAGCACCAGAGAGAACAAUAGCAAAACUGCCUGUGUGCGCUAAAAUAAAUGGCACAGCAAAUGCAAGGAAGAAUGAAAUACAAAUAACUUUGCUACAGUUAAAAGUGUAUGAGUAACUGUCUUUUUCUUCAGCAAGUUCAGCUGAGGUGCCUUUGAGCAAGGCAUUUCAAGCCCUCUGCCUGAGCAGCCUCUCAGUGGUUAACAGUGGAGGGCUGAGGUGUGGGUAUCAUGCCCUGUCACUGCCUGCUGUCCCUCUUGUAAUAAGAUAGGUAAUUGUGAUACUGAUACCGCUUUUCACGGUUGAAUAAAAGUUU
Messenger RNA from Myripristis murdjan (pinecone soldierfish), 1588 nucleotides. RefSeq lists its product as uncharacterized. Gene Ontology annotation, molecular function: MHC class II protein binding; protein tyrosine kinase binding. The transcript has 3 exons. Bases 9 to 893 code for a protein of 294 amino acids. Gene Ontology annotation, cellular component: external side of plasma membrane; membrane raft. The record is from RefSeq and is a predicted model, not a curated record. NCBI's taxonomy places the organism in Eukaryota, Metazoa, Chordata, Actinopteri, Holocentriformes, Holocentridae. Gene Ontology annotation, biological process: interleukin-15-mediated signaling pathway; positive regulation of ERK1 and ERK2 cascade; T cell activation.